This is a messenger RNA of Hirundo rustica (Barn swallow), 3837 nucleotides long. RefSeq names its product CD93 molecule (gene CD93). Gene Ontology annotation, molecular function: extracellular matrix protein binding; calcium ion binding; extracellular matrix binding. The transcript has a single exon. Gene Ontology annotation, cellular component: extracellular matrix; external side of plasma membrane. Bases 184 to 1905 code for a protein of 573 amino acids. Lineage: Eukaryota; Metazoa; Chordata; Aves; Passeriformes; Hirundinidae. The record is from RefSeq and is a predicted model, not a curated record. Gene Ontology annotation, biological process: cell migration.
UGGGAUGGGAGCGAGGAGCCGGCGGGAAAGGGAAGCCGGGGAGCCCAGCGAGGCUCCACGCUACAGGAAGCCGCGGCCUCCGGUGAUAAAUAGGAAAGCCGGGAGCACAGGAUGUGUUUCGGGAGAGCUCGGCGGGACACCGGGAUGUGACUCCGCUGGUCAUUUGUCCAUUCGCCCGGCGGGAUGGCCACGCUCCGGCCGCUCCUGCUGCUGCUGCUGCUGGCCGGGCGCUCCGGAGGGGAGGACGCCGAGGUGCUGUGCGCCGACAGCGCCUGCUACACCCUGCACCGGGACGAGAGCAGCUGGAAAAGCGCCCAGGAGCGCUGCCGGGAUAACGGGGGCAACCUGUCGCCGGUGGGCAGCGCGGGCGAGGCCGCGCUGCUGCGGGAGCUGCUGGCCGCGGCCCGCUGGGCCGGCCCGGCCUGGCUGGGGCUGGCGCUGCCCAGGGGCCACUGCGUGCAGCCGCAGGAGCCGCUGCGAGGCUUCUCCUGGGCGGCCGGAGGGGAGCCGGGCGACUUCUCGGAGUGGGCAUCCGAGCCCGCGGUCACCUGCCUGAGCGCCCGCUGCGUCGCCCUGCAGCCCCCCGGCGCGCACGGCCCCGGCGGCUGGGCGGACCGGGCCUGCCGGACCCCGCUCCCGGCUUUCCUCUGCAAGUUCAGCUUCCAGGGAAUGUGCGGGCCGCUGCCGCUGGCCGGCCGCGGGGCGGUCGCCUACCGAACCCCGUUCGGGGUGCGCAGCGCCCGCCUGGACGCCGCUCCCUUCGGGACGCUGGCCGAGGUGGAGUGCGACGGCGGCCGGGACCCGGCCUUCGCCGUCUGCAAGGGGCCGCUGGCCGGGGGCGGCUUCGCCUGGCACCCGCCGGGUCCCCUGUGCCCGCUCACCUGCGGCCACCGCAACGGCGGCUGCCAGCAGCGCUGCCUGGACGGGCCCGGCGAGUCCCCGCGCUGCGCCUGCCACCCCGGCUACGUGCUGGCCGCCGACAUGGCCUCCUGCCUUCCCGAGGAUUCCUGCCAUCCCAAUCCCUGCCAGGGAUCCUGCCGGUCGCUGCCCGGCGGCUUCGAGUGCGGCUGCGAGCCCGGGUACGCCCUGGCGGCCGACGGCCGCGGAUGCUCGGAUGUGGAUGAGUGCGAGUCGGGGCCGUGCCAGCACCUGUGCCGCAACGUUCCCGGCGGCUUCCAGUGCCACUGCCGGCCCGGCUACCGCCCCGCGGGGCCCGCUGGCCGCCGCUGCCACGACGUAGACGAGUGUGCCCAGCCCCACGCGUGCCCGCAGCUCUGCAUCAACAUUCCCGGCUCCUUCCGCUGCGCCUGCCGGCCCGGCUUCCAGCGGCAGCCGGGAGGAGAUUCCUGCCUGGAUGUGGAUGAAUGCCUGCGGGAUCCGUGUCCCGGAGCCUGCCGCAACUUCCUCGGCGGCUACGAGUGCCUGUGCCCACCUGGCUCCCUCCGGGACGGGGAUGGACGCGGCUGCAGCCCCGGAGAGGCGAUCCCAAACAGUAUCCCGCAGAACUCCACCAGCAUCCCACAGAGCUCCGGCAGCAUCCCACAGAGCUCCGGCGUCAUCCCACAGAGCACCAGCGUCAUCCCACGGAGCUCCGGCAUCCCCCCGACCUCCGGCAUCCCACGCACCACGCGUAUCCCAUGGACCACGAGCAUCCCGCGGACUCUGGGAAUGCCCACCGCGGGAUUGGGAGCCGGCUCGGACGAGCCCGGCGCCGACGGCCCGCGGCUGCUGCUCUAUUACAUCGUGGGCAGCCUGGUGGCCAUCCUGCUCCUGCUGGCGUUCGCCCUGGCGCUCGUGGCUUGCAGGAAAAGGGCGGCCAAGAGGAAGAAGCCGCCGGCCAAAAACGCGGCCGAUAAUUAUUGCUGGGUGCCCGAGCAGCCCGAGAGCCGCGGGGAGCGCAGGUAGGAGGGGGUUAAAGAUCCCGACAAAAGGGUGGGAGGGAAUGCUGUGUGCCCAAAGUAAACUCUUCUGGCUGUUCCAGUGGGAUUUGCAAUCCUGCUGCUCCAAGGGCUAACGGGAGGGGAGAGGGAAUCGGGUGGAUGGCAUGGAGUCUCCUCUGCUCUGCUCCAAAAGGCAAACUCGGAAUGAUUGGAUCGUGUUCCGAAAGGGAAACUGCUCACUUGGAAUUCUCCUUGUACACUGCUGCCCUUGCUCAUGUCUGCAUUCCAGCUUUGGAUUUGCCUCGUUCUCCUGGAAAAGGGUUCGAAAUCAGGAUGGAAAAGGGUUUGAAGUUGGGAUGUGCCUCAGCAGAGCUCGCACAGGCCUCCCAGGCACAACCAGGGUGGGGUUUAAGGGUUAUUUUGGGGGUUUAUUAAAAAUCUGUCACCUGAAACCCGGGAAAACUGUUGAGCAUGGAGCCAAGGAAUGGCAUAAAGGUAGGAAAAGCUGUGUUUGGAAUAGCCACCUCCUCAUUUCCAGAGUAUCCUGCCUAAGCCCACUUCUAAAUAGAGAGAACAAUGCUCUCCUUCCCAUCAGCCACAUGGGAGGCUGGGCUUUUCCUGUUGGAUCAUUUUUUUUGGGAAGGAUCCUUCCCGACUCCAAGCUCAGCGUGUUUUCCCUCUUUCUCUGCGUAAGGAAAACGGUGGAAUUGGAAUAUUUGCUGAUUAUUCUGUAUAAAACUCAUAACUCCACAAAAACUCUCCGGGCCAAGUUGCUCGAUGUUGGAAUUCUAGAAGCUUAGAAUUUUGGGUUUUAGUGUACGGUAAUACAUAUGAGUCGAGGUGGAAGAUUUUGGGUGUUGUACUUCCCAAAAUUCCUUGAGACUCUUCCAGCCUUUUCAGUGGGAGUUCUCCCCAAAAUCCUAAGGGACACAUCCAUCAGCACCUCCUCAACUGUUUAUCCACGCUCUGAAGGACUGGAAAAGAUCAGCCACAAGAUCUGAAGGUUCCAGCAGCUUCCUGAAGUUUCUGUUGGAAUUAUUUUGUCCCUGGAGCUGAAUUGCUCCAGGAAUGGGAAUGGAACACAAAGGAGUUUGUAGUGGGCAGGGAGCUGCAUCCUGUCAUUCCAUGUGCCGAGGAAAACCCUUUCCUGCUUUUUUCUUGUCUUGGGGCUCCAUUGUGAGCUGCAAACAGGAAAACAGAGCUGAUAGGAAUGUUUUCCAUGUUCUGCCUGGGUUGGGAGAAAGGGGGGCAAUGCAGCAGCAGCAUUCUUGGAAAUCCUGCCAAACAUUCCCAAAUCCCAAGCCAGCAGAGCUUUGGGAAUAGCUGGAUCAAUGAAGGAAAUUAAUUAUCCCAUGCAAUUAUGCUGGCUUGGGAUCUGUGGGAAGUGACACCCUUGGGUUUUUUUUAAUGGAAUAUAAGGCUAUAAAAAAGGAAAAGGAAGGAUAAGGGUGGAAUCAGAGCUGGGAAAAACCUGAGGUGUGCUGUUUAUUCCCAAAAAAUCACAAUCCUGAUUUCUGUUACAACCUCUGUGUAUUCCAGUGGGGAGUGAUGGUCGAUCUAGGGAAAGACAGAAAUUUGUGCCAGGGUUUAGGCUGGAUUCUCCCUAAUGGAGUAUUUCCUGCUGUAGCAGCCUCCCUCCUGGUGCAAUUCCACCUGGAUCCUACCUCAUGUCUCUCGUUUGUCCUGUCACAUCUUGCGGCCUCCUUAGGGAGUUAUCCAGCGACUGGUGAAUCCCACAAAUCGGAGCAGGAUAAUUUGGUGCCCUGUCUUCCACAGGAGACGGGAUGUUCAUUCCUGCUCCUUGGAAUUUUUUUGUCAUGGAUGAGUGUUUUGUUUUCCCAGAAUGAAAUUCUUGGAUUUACAGGAUAAAGUUAUCCCAACACCUCUCUACGGAUGAAAUACCAAGAAACAAAAUGUGUUUGCAGUGGGUUUUAAUAAAGACAUUCCUAAAAAUCAA